Molecule: messenger RNA, 1200 nt
Organism: Stegodyphus dumicola
Lineage: Eukaryota; Metazoa; Arthropoda; Arachnida; Araneae; Eresidae
Biological process (GO): autophagosome-lysosome fusion
Source: RefSeq, a predicted model, not a curated record
CUACCUCCCGCUACCAACAAACCAGCAGCCCAAGCAGGCACUUGACUAUCUACUUCGGGCGCAGUUGGAUGGUGUUCGGUGGAAGCUAUUGAAGUCUGCGAUGCGAGUUCGAUAUACACUCCUCAACUGGCCGUGGAUUCCAUCGGCGAUUUGAUUGGAUACCUAUGCAGUGGAGGACUCCCAAAGGUGUAUUCGUGGUCCUCAUUCUAAACAUGGACGACAAGAAAUACCAUCGCCACUUGUACAUCAGGUGCUCUUGCGUGCCGCAGUGAGUUUUAACACACCUCUUCCAAGGCUACCUUUAGUUUUGUUGUUGUUUUUUUACAAGAAAGCAAAGCUCGCAUGACUGCAACCGCAAAACGUUGAACUCUCUCGGAUAAAGUGUAAACAUUGCGGUUAGGCCUAAGGAAAAAGCGAAUAAAAAAUUACGGAUAGCCGUUUGAUCCUUUAUUUUAUUUCUUUCGAAGACGCUGGCACGUUUUCAAGUGCAUGUAACCCAAUUUAGCACCUGUUUUUGUGCACUUUAGUUUUUUGCUUCUGCAAUCUUCUGAACGUUGUUUCCCGCUUAGACAAAGUGUGGCAUUCUAUGUAUAGCUGUUAAAAGAACACAUUAUAUUUUUAUACAUUAAGAGAAAAGAUUAGGACAAAGUCCUAAUGUUUAGUAAACACUACUGUUGAAAAGAAAAAAAUAAAACAUUAAUUCUAUUCUGAUUGGUGAUAUAUAUUCGGUGAUGACAACUUUAGAAUUGUUUUACGUGGAAUACCGGAUUUGAUUUCUUUUUUAAAUAAAAACAAAAACUUGCUGUUUGGUAUUAAAAAAAAAUAAACUUCACAUUUCCUGAUGGAUACAUCGAUAAUUGGAUAUUAAAACUAAUGGAUCAUCUUGUACAAAGCAUGGAUGUAGUAUCUUCUUCAAUUAAAAUCCUAGGGAAAGGUGGUGGCAGUUACAGUUUACAGCGGUGGUGCAAUUGGGAUUGCAAAUUAGCAUUUGGUGUGUCUUCAAACAGUUUAUUCGGUGCUUCUUCUUGCAGCAGCGAUAACUGUGGUGUAAGAGUGAAAAACACAAAUGAUUUACUAAAGAAAUCAGGGAAAAUGUUACUAUAUUUGUUCAUCCUGCUCUUACAUGGUCCUGGACUCGUAAGCUGUGGUAAGUCGCUUGAUUUUCUUCUCUCUGUUCUUGUCUGAAUGUGAUUCUGAAAG